Aplysia californica (California sea hare) is the source of this 8299-nucleotide messenger RNA. RefSeq names its product rotatin. Bases 107 to 7018 code for a protein of 2303 amino acids. Gene Ontology annotation, cellular component: centrosome; centriole; ciliary basal body. The transcript is spliced from 48 exons. The record is from RefSeq and is a predicted model, not a curated record. NCBI's taxonomy places the organism in Eukaryota, Metazoa, Mollusca, Gastropoda, Aplysiida, Aplysiidae. Gene Ontology annotation, biological process: centriole-centriole cohesion; ciliary basal body organization; centriole replication.
UUUACAGUAUGGCGGCACAUUCGACAAGCUCCUGCUUGUUUACGUUUUCAAGAUGACCAGCAAUUGAUGCGAUUUAUUGUUCUGAUUUAAGGGAGACUUUCUCAGUAUGGCUGGAAAUCUUAGGAGGGAUGUGGAUUUUAGUGGAAUUUUCCGAAAACUUGGGCACUCCUUGGAAGAGAUACGAGUUCGUGCCCUUGAGAACAUCUUGUCCAAGCUUGAGCAUCAACUCAUCUGUGAUGCAGACAUAGUUCAUGAGAAACAUUUGUACAUCCGCCUUUUAGAAUGGUUUAAUUUUACAGACUGCCCCAAGAAAGCUGAUGUCUUCAGUCUGCUCAAUCGACUGGCUCAGCACUCAGCAGGGGCUCAGCUCAUACAAGACAUAGGCGGUGUGGAGUUCUUGUCGCAGCUGAGGCAGGAUAUUGAGGCGUGCCAUCGUCCUGUCAUCGAUCAGAUCCUAGAGAGUGCGAUGCGACUGCCAGACAGCAGGGAAGAAGGGCAUGCUGCAGAGUGCAUCUACCAAAAACCUUCCGAAAGUGCUGUGUGGGGAGCCAGUAUGACGUCCACCAAUGACGGGUCGCGGUCUCACCUGUCGCACCCCUCGGAGGCUCACUCGGCGCACCCCGCCCAGGCCAGCAUCGAGAGACUCGGGAGACACAACCACGCCGGUCCUGGCUACUUCGCCUCCACCGUAACUGCUGCCCCCCUCCACACAAAGUUAUCUGCUGGACCAGAAACGAUGGCUCCGUCCCAAGAUCUUUUUAUGCCAAAGUUUGCCAAUGAGGGAAACAACUGCAAUUUAUUCCGACUGUCGACCUUUCCAUGGCUGCCCUUGACCCACACAGACCAGCAAGUCAUUGCCUCCACCAACAGCUCUCUCCAAACAAAAGAUCCCAACAUGUUGAUCGGUGCGUGUGAGUUUCUCGCCGACGUUGUCUUCCAAGAUUUCCCUGCCGAACUGUUUCUUCAGAGGCCAGAAAUUUUGAAGAACCUGCUGUCCCUGGUAUCUCUGACGGCCCCCGCGGAGCACCCUGUGGUCAUCCAGGCCUGCCACACUCUCUCGGCCUACGUCCACGGCCUGCAGGUCAGGAUACGCUACUUCCAAGACCCAGUGCUCUACACCUCCAAGCAAGAACUGAACUCUAGCAGCCCGAGCCUCGUGUCCUCGACCUCCAGCUCCACCAGCCAUCUGGCCCCGCCCCCAGGUCAAGGACACGCGGGGGUCGGCCUGGGAGACCGGCGUCAUCGCGGGGAUGGGCAGGAUGGGGACAGCUCUGUAUCAGCCAGCAGAGAGUCCAGUCUGGGUCUCGAGCCUUCAGACAGCAACGCAGACAACGACCUUGACCUAGACGAUGGGCCCCGCCUCCAGUCUCAACAGCUGACCUUGCCCCAGUUCUGCGUGGCGGUCCUGCAGCGAGCCCUCCCGCGUCUGCGCACAGCCCACGAGAACCUGGGCGUGUCUGUCCUGGAGUUGUUACACGGCACCCUCACCAUUCUCUCCUCUGUGCUGGACGCGGAGGUCUGGAGCGACCUGAGGGAACCGGCCCGAGAAGUUGUUGAUCGACUGACCGACUGUCUGGACCAGAUGUGUGAGCUUCUGGGCUUCCAUCACCAUAGCAACCAUGCCGUGUCGCCCAUCAACGCAGAGCUGGGUGACCUGUCCACUCACCGUGUCCUGUACACCGGCCUGGUCACCACGAUGACCCGCUUCCUGCUCAUGGUGCCCUUAGAAAAGAUGGGUUCAAUUCUGCCAGAAAAGCUCAAAUCGACGCUGCACACGGUUGUUUACGACGAGGCCCUGGCGAUGUCUCAGCCUCGGUGCCGUGCGGUGUCUCUGGCCGUGGCCAACAGUCUGGGUCUGUCUGUGCCUGUGGACUAUCAGAGAGUUCUUGAUGUCUGCUCAUCUCUUGCCAAGACUUGUGUCUUCUGCUUGCAGUGUGAAACGGAGUCUCUAAAGAGCGAAGAGCUCGCUGAGCUAGCAGAAGCCUCCGUCCUUAGUCUGAACUACCACUUACAUCUGCCCUUCGUCACCAAGUUUGUGGCAUUUACAUCCAAAAUAUACAGCAAGAAGAAGAGCAGGCCGGAGGUGCUGUGUCAGUGUCGCGGUGUGUUGCUGCAGCUCAUGGCCUACCCCAACGACAGUGUGCGUCAGGCGUGUUACGCUGCUGUGCUGGCUGAGAUCAAGAAAAGUCUACAGGUGAACAGCUGCAAGGACCCAAAGAGUAAAGCCUACCUCGGUUCAAAGUUCAUGAUGAACGCAGAUGUUCUGUAUGAACUGAGCACUUUUGGACUAGCGGACACAGAUGCUAAGGUUCGGACCAGUGCCACGGACUGCCUGCACCAUCUGCUUCAGUCACAGCUGCUCAUGUCGGAGGGUUUGUGGCAGGAGUUUAUGUUGGCUCUGACCAAGUCUUUGCCUAUUUUACAGUCGUACACUGACCAGAGCACGGCCCUGGGACGUCUCCUGUGGUCAAUGCUUGACCCGACUACCUCCAGCCACAACGUGCCUCUCCUGGACAAGCUAAGGGGAAGUCUGCGUUUGCUGUAUCUCUCGGACAAGACGUUGAGGGCUCAAGCAUCAAAGCACGUCCGAUGGUUCCUUAGCAACGAGCAAGACACUGAAGGCAAGAUGCCUGCCACGGGUGACCUUGAGCCAACAAAAAUCGACUCGUGCCUCAUCCUGAGCACCCCAGUACUCAUUGAUGAUGAUCCAACUCGCUCUGUGUUCACUGAAGAAGGCAUGAAGCAGGUGUUUGACAUCUUCACAGCCGACCCCGUGGACCCGGGGGUCAAGAAGUCCGCGGGUGAACAGCUGGCAAUUAUGUUGAAAGAUCCUCACCUGCAUGCCUUGUUCAAGAGCCAUGGCGGGGUGGAAAUAGCUUGUUCAGUCAUCCAACAGUCUGUUGUGAGCACAGCGGAGGAGGCAGACAGCAAGCAAAAGCCUGAUACUGUGGCCGUCCUGCCUGCAUGUCUGUCUAUGUUGCACAGCUUGGCGCGCUACGACUACACGCUGCGUCACACACUGUCUCGAGAUAGCGAGUUGUACCACUGUUUGGUCAGAGUGUCUUUGUUACACCAGUCGCAGGAACAGAUCAAGUCGGACGUGUCUCACAUUCUCACCUUGCUGCUCUUUGAUGAGGUGGCCAAGUUUGACAUUGGGUCGGGUCAAGCCAACGUCCCAGGUACCAGGUUCAGCCUGCCUGCACAGGUCAUCAAAAGAUACCGACUGCCGUUCAAACCAGCGUGUCACCACAUCAGCAGCCCGAACGCCGCCAGUUUGCCGGACCCAGACACAGACGUCAUGGCACUGAGCGGGCCGCGGGAGAUGAUGCGGGCGGCCUGGAACGUGGCCUGGCAGGGCGGGCUGCACCAGCUGCUGGAUUCUUUCAGCACGCGCCUCUUCUCAGACACUGCCUCAGAGUUCAGCUCUUCCCUGGCCCUGAGCCCGAUCGACCGGACAGUGCUGAAGACGUCGUCUGUGUCGUGGAUGCUACAGGCCAAGGUCAAGGCCAUCGAGGAGGCCUCGUCACAUGGCCAGGUGGUCGCCGCUUUGGACCGGAUGUCGUCGUAUGUCACGGGGGUCAGGAUACCCGUGGUGUCCGAGUUUUUCUGCUCUGCUGACUGGUACUCGGCCUUAGAGAAGUUCCUCCAAGUCACCCCGUCCUCUGCCUCCGACCAGUCCCUCCUGCUACAAAUCCUCCGCUUCAUCAGCGCUGUCCUGCGCUGCGUCUCGCCGCGUCUCUCGGCCUCAGGGCCAUCUACUCUGCCCUCCCCUCUGUCGUGGUUGGUUGAAAAGUUGUACCAGCCCAACAGCCCUCUGGUCAGUCUCAUGGCUCGUCCGUUCUCCGCGGCUUCCUCGUCGUCUCCUGAAGGGGGCGAGUCUGGGAGUCAUGUCAAGAGGAGUCUGGAUAAGGAGCUCCUUCACUACAUCACCAGCAUCAACAACCACUUUCCGUAUCAGUUGUGUCAGAGGGCCCGGCCGGGUCAGGUGAGGGGAGACCUGGUGCGCAAGUUGCAGCAUCGGCUCAACAUCACAGACGCUCCCCAUUUCUACAACCUGGCCUCUUUGGAAGGGACUCUAGCCUGUCUCAUGCACGUCACUGCCAGGCCUGGCUGGUGCAAGCAGUGCUCCGAGCUGGAUGCCACUUCCCUGUGCUCCCAGCUGCUCAACAGCCUCCUGGAGGUGGUGUGGUCGUUCCACAUUGGGCGCGGAGGAACAUCUCGGUCCUUCAUGGGGAAAGGUGUGACCAAGUCCACCGCCCUCUGCCUCCGACACCUGGCUCAUGAGAUGAUCAACAACUCCGAGGACCAGGAAUGGGUGAAGAACUGGCUGUACACGCGGCGGGACAGUGUGGCGGGAAGUGACCAGGGCCUGGACUGGUUGCUCACUCUCUGGGCCUACCGAGAUGCUGAGGUCCGGGCGGCCGGUGUUGGGAUCGCCGUGGCCUUGACCUCCUGUGAGGCCGGACGUCUGCUGGUGGCGGCCAACAGCAAGCAUGUGCCGGGCGGGGUGUGGGCGGCGGCAUUCAGCAUUCUGCUCGACCCCUCGGAGUGUAGCAUGGUGUGUCAGCAGGCCGCCCUCCUACUGGUCAACCUGACCUCCCAGAGCAUGCCCAGCGGUGACCUGGAGACCGGCCCUGGCACCUGGCAAGGCCCGCUGGUCACCGACACGGACUAUCAGGUGAUGCUGGUGGGAGUGGACGCUCUGAUCGCCCUGCUGAGUCACACCAACUUUUACAGCGUGGCGGCUGACCUCUUGACCUCGCUGUACACCCCGUCAGUCAUCCAGCCCAUCCUGGUGACCACAGAGCUGCCCCUGGUGCUGGAGUCCACCGCCAACUCCUCCCUCUCCUCCUCAGAUGCAAGCAGCCUGGACCGCACCGGGGCCACAGCACUCACCAGUGUGUCUAGUCUGUCCACCCACCCCACGCCCAACAUCACAGCAAGAUCAAAGACCCUCUCGACAGACCGGAGUAAAGCGUCGGGUCUGGCAGCCUUACAAGAGAACAGCCUGAGCUCGUCCUCCAAUAUGGAGACUCCUCGGGGAUCUCAAGGAGACGUCCCCCAAGAGAGAGUGCAUGCACGUCCGGCCACCACCGUCCAGACUACAGUCCCAGAGGGUCAGAACAUUGCCACCCCGGGCGUGCUGUGUGCCGUGGUCAAGCUGAUGACCAACCUGGUCAACUUGACCCCCCAGAGAAGCCUGAGCGACAUGAAGAGUCACUCUCUCAUAACCUCACUACUCAACGCUGUGGACCCAGGCCUGGUCCAGGUGCUGUGUGAGGAGAUGACCGCUGGUCAGAUGGGGUCGGCCUGUGCGCUCAACCUGAUGGACUUCCUGCGCAUGUACGGGGCGGUGGCCGACCUCUUGACCUCGUGCGUUGUCCUUGACACCAACACUCGCAUGGAGCUGCUGCGCCACUCCUCGGGCCUCACGUCUCUGGCUUCACUACUGCUGCUGCAGUGGAGAGAAAAAGACGACCUGGGUGAAGUGUGCCUCAAUGUAUCGGUCAGUGUGUUGGACUUACUGACCAGUUUACUACAGACGGCGGGACAGCCUGCCCUGACCACUCUGACCUCUGUGGUGGGACAGAUCUGGGCUCCGCUCACAGAGUCGUUGGGCUGUAUGCUAGAGGAGAACAGCUCGAGUCGCGCCACCCAGCACGCAGCUUGUCUCAACUUCCUGGGGCUGUUGUGCUGCGAGGAGGCCAAGAGUCUGGUGAAGAACCCCGACAGGAUCUGCGAGUCGGCCUCGCUGUCCGAGCUCCUGGAUGCCCCUCUCUGUGUGGAGGAAGCAGGCACAGAAUCGGGUAAUCCGGAGGAGAAGACAGCCGGCCGCCUGCUGUGUAAGGUCCUGGUCGGUCUCUUCGACACGGUCACGUCCUCGGCGGGCGAGGAGAAGAGACGGGCCGGGGGCCAGAGGUCCGGGGUUCGACUCCGUGUGGUCAGCACCCUCAAGUCUCUGCUGGCCGUGUCACAGUCGGCCAAAGUGACCGCUCUAGAAGCGGGCCUGGUGGAGUCUACCAUAGAACACGUCAAACAGACACACGCCCAGCUCAGCCUGGAGACCCUGGGCAUGGUCAAGUCUGGGGGGAAGAAGGAGGAGCCGUUCCUGCAGGAGAUCAUCAUCAUGUUUGAUUUCCUGCGCAACUUUAUGUGUGGCAACGCAGACGUCAAGGUGGCGUGCUUCCACAGUGGACUGACCACUAUAGCCCAGAGACUGUGGUCGUGGUGUCAGGAAGACCCCGCUCUGAUGUCCAGCGCUCUGUCUCUGCUGAUGGCUUAUACGGCUCACUGUGACUCUGCGGCCAGCUCACUGACCACCACAAUGUCCGCCCAGACAACGGGCAAGACCAGCGGUCAAGGCUCCCUGCUCCACUACAUCCUGCGACUGGCCCAGAGAGAGCUGGACAGAGACGAGUGCUCCCCCACCCUCAGACAGGCCUUCACCCUGCUCACCAACCUGGUCCUGUCUGCCGAGUGUCGCAACGUGCUGUGGAAGAAUUCAUUCCUGAACCAGUUCUCUAACCUCAACCCUCGCCGAAAGCGCGGAAAAGUUCGUGUCGUUGUGGAAACGCUGUGGUGCGAGUUACUUCUGGCGUUGUCCUUCAGUGUUGAUGGCCAGCAGAUCAUCCUCAAAAUACCAGACGUGCUGACCGUACUCCUGGACAUGAUGGAGGUGGGCUCCACACGCUGCCAGCACUGCGCCACGCUCAUCGUGAGAAACCUCUGCUGCCACGCCCCCAACAAGCCUAAGCUUCUGGCUGCAGACAAGCUGGUGUCUAUGCUGGUGCAGCAGAUAGAGAAGAAGGAAGAGGGCAGCACCCAGCUGGUGGCCAGCUCAGCUCUGUGGGCGCUAGUCUACAACAACCACAAGGCACGGGUACAGGUCAAGUCUGCGAGCGUGGCGCCUCGACUGGCCGAGAGUCUGCAUGACCUCCAGGCCUCAGGGUCAAUGUCACAGGUCACAGUCAGCAGCUGUGAGAAUCUCAAGGCCAUCAUCAACGCUGUGCGCGACUGAGGCCGUGUGGAAUCUUCUAGGGGUUUUUUUGUUUGUGAGAAUACAGAAAGUAUCAUAAGUGAGGUCAGCAACAUAUUGACUUCUGGACAUAGAUCUCUGUUUUGGUUUGUUAUGCCUCUGCUAAGAGAAUAGAUUUCAAACGCCUUCUAGUUUUGGAUUGGUAUAUUUGAAAGUGAGUGGUUAACCAUGAUUUUCAAUCAAUAUAUCUGUUUCAGAUCUGGCACAAGAAGAGAGAUUGUAAAUCAUGUAUUUCUUCUCAAGACUGAAGAAAAUUCUUACCAGUAUAGAUGGGUGUUUAUCUUAACAGUAGCAUAUUACUGUUUGAGAGGCUUGAGCUCCAAACUAUAGAAUCUCCAAUGGCAGCUUCAUACUCCCCUCCGAUGCCUACCCCGGAUGAUAUCCUGUAAUUCAGCAAAAAUCAAAUGUCUAAGACCUCCACCUUUUUAACACUUUGCCGUCACAAGGCUCAUUUAGUAAAAACCCUUGCCAUCACAAGCAUUUUGGGGGAAACCCAAAGAAACGGUGUAAACAUCGCUGACUGGCAUUUUGUGACGGCAGCGGAAGUUUCGCCUUCUUGUUGAUCAGCGAGAUGUGAUGGCAAAGUGUUAAGCAUUGCAUCAGGCCAAACGGCACACACCCCAAGUCUACUGAAUUAACAACCAGAACAAAGAGUAGGGCUCUUACGCUGUGGUAGAAAAAAUAGCUGUCCUUGUAACAGUAAAGUUCAGCCACUGUGUGGGUAGGAGGACCAUAGUCAUGUAGACAUAGACUCUCUCAAGGGAGGAGAAUGUAAAAGAAGAGAAAGAUCUGUUAAGUCUGUCUUCCUGUUGUGAAAAUCUUUUAAUUGAAAGGUGUGAACAAGGUACUGUCAACUUUGCUUCCUUGACUACCCCUGAGAACUAGCGCGCGCGGGGAAUGCAGAGAAGAAGCUUUGCUUCUGUUUUCUAUAAACAGUUCUCAGGUGAUGAAAUGACUGUGAUUUGUAUAUAUUAAACCCGGAAUGCCUUUUCUUUUUUUGUUUUUGAACAACUGUGUAAUUGUAGAGAAUCUUGUUCAUGUAAAAAAGGAUAGUACAUCGUCUACAUCUCAUAUUGUGUUUUGUAGAAAUUUGCUUUGGUUUAAAAUCAAUUGCAAGUUCUAUUGGCAUCUUAAUGUAGUUAUAUGUAUUUAGUUAGCUUCUGUUACUUUACUCGAUCAUAUUGUUAUUUAUUUGCUUACUAUACAAUUACUGUACUCUGUUUUGAUUAUCUGAAGAAAUUAAAUCAUAAAAGUACAGAGAAA